AUGGUGAUGCGUCUGAAAUGGAGGGCUUUCUGCAGGAUCCAAUGGAUUGUCUUUGUCAGCUGGUGUAAGAGCUUCUGGGACUGUGGACUUGUGGCACUGGAUGAUGUAUCACUGAGCCUGGGAAGCUGCCAGGCUGCUGAUCUAUUGCUACCCAACCCUGGAGAGUGUACUUUUGAAAAAGAUGAGUGUAUAUUUACCCAGAAGAAGAGAGGUCGUGGGAGUUGGCACAGGAGGAGGGGUCCAACUCCCACUUCUUACACCGGACCGAAAGGAGACCACACUACUGGGGUAGGAUACUACAUGUACAUAGAGGCAUCCAACAUGGUAUAUGGACAGAGAGCAUACCUAGUUUCAAGAUCACUAAGAGGAACCUCUGGAAAACAGUGCUUGACAUUUUUCUAUCACAUGUAUGGAGCUGGGACUGGAUUAUUAAGUGUUUAUCUAAAAAAGGAAGGUGAUGAUGAAGAGAUUCCUUUGUGGAGAAGGACAGGGGAACAAAGCAUCUCAUGGCUAAGGGGACUGAUAGAAUACGAAAGUGAUAGAAACUAUCAGAUUAUUUUUGAGGCAAUCCGCGGUGUAUCAGUGAGAAGUGACACUGCUAUUGAUGAUAUUCUGUUCCAGGCAGGACCUUGUUUAGUAUUCCCCCUUCUUUCUAUUGCAGAAGUGGAAGAAAUCCAGUUCUCAUCAGGCUAUCCUGACAGCUUAAACGAAAUUGAGUACUAAAUACAGUCUACUGAAAGGAAUGAAGUGUGUAGAAGACUUGUAUGUGAGAAACUGCACAAACUGCCUAUUUUAAAUUGUUUUACAUAAAUACUGGACUUGUCUGAAUAUGCACCAAUGUGUAGGAAGAACUCAGAGCACUCAUGUUCCUUGCCUUUGCAAUGAAAUUGUUGACUCAGGGCUUCUUAGACUGUAUUGGGUUUUUAAAAUUUUUUUCUCUUUUGCAUGAGGUAUCAGUUAUAUAAGUUAUAUAUAUCAGUUAUAAAGGCUUCCCAUUUUGCACAGAUCAUUCAUCUUAAUGCUUUUUUUAACCUUUCUGGUAUACAGGUAAAAAGAGGAAAGUAAAGGUGCACAAUUAAAAUCCAAUAUUGUGUUAUCUUAAAUCUGCAUUCAGUGAAUGUUUUGUG
Molecule: messenger RNA, 1127 nt
Organism: Pterocles gutturalis (yellow-throated sandgrouse)
Lineage: Eukaryota; Metazoa; Chordata; Aves; Pterocliformes; Pteroclidae
Product: MAM domain-containing protein 2-like
Exons: 6
Coding region: 1-723 (240 amino acids)
Cellular component (GO): membrane
Source: RefSeq, a predicted model, not a curated record